AAAUUUUUAAGUCGGGGAAUAUUUUCUUGUCUUUGACGGGAAGAAAGAAAAAAAAGAAAAAAAAAAUCAAAGGGUGAGACGUGAUUCUCAUCCACCAUUUUAGGCGACGCGAUAUACCCAAGGACCCGAAGCUGGAACUCCUUUAGCGAUUGUCAUAGCGACAAAAAGACGAGACAAGCACUUUAUUUGUUGCUUUGUUAUUUUGUACCUCUGGGGAAAACAUUGCCCAGAGUCUUUCCCAUUACCCAAGGCGGCGUGUAAAUCGUCCACGAUCCCGGCGUCGCUUAAAACCACCCCGCACUAAAACCGGCGCCGCCCUUUUUGUGCCAAAAACAAUAUAACAACCAACGCCCAGUCGAGAUAGGCCUUUUUUCCAGGCUUUCGAUAUCCUCAGAAAAUGGCUGGUGACGCAAUGGACGUGGAAAAGGCUGAGCAGAAGCUCAAGUCUAUGGACCACUCAGAGCAGCACUACUUCAACAGCUAUAACCACCAUGGCAUCCACGAGGAGAUGCUCAAGGACGAGGUCCGCACAAAAUCCUACAUGAACGCGAUCGUGCAAAACAAGCACCUGUUUAAGGACAAGGUCGUGCUCGACGUCGGUUGCGGUACAGCCAUUCUGUCCAUGUUCGCAGUCAAGGCCGGUGCCAAACACGUCAUUGGUGUCGACAUGUCAACCAUCAUCUUCAAGGCCCGCGAGAUCGUCGCCCGCAACGGCAUGGCCGACAAGAUCACGCUCAUCCAGGGCAAGAUGGAGGAGAUCGAGAUGCCCUUCCCCCACGUCGACAUCAUCAUCUCAGAGUGGAUGGGAUACUUUUUGCUGUACGAGAGCAUGCUCGACACGGUCCUGUACGCCCGCGACAGGUACCUGGUCAAGGACGGCCUCAUCUUCCCCGACAAGGCCAUCAUCUACGCCGCCGGGAUCGAGGACGGCGAGUACAAGGACGAGAAGAUUGGCUUCUGGGACAACGUCUACGGCUUCGACUACACGCCGCUCAAGGAGACGGCCUUGUCGGAGCCCCUGGUCGACACGGUCGACAUCAAGGCCGUCGUCACGGACCCCGCCCCCGUCCUGACCCUCGACCUGUACAAGUGCACCACGGCCGACCUGGCCUUCAGCAUACCCUUCAGCCUGACGGCCCGGCGCGACGACUUCAUUCACGCGCUGGUGUCGUGGUUCGACAUUGAGUUUGCCGCCUGCCACAAGCCCAUCCGCUUCUCCACGGGCCCCCACACAAAGUACACCCACUGGAAGCAGACCGUCUUUUACCUCAACGAGGUCGUCACCGUCCACCAGGGCGAGGAGGUCAAGUGCAACCUGCAGGUCAAGCCCAACGACAAGAACCGUCGCGACCUCGACAUCAAGCUCGACUACACCCUCGAGACUCAGGACCAGACCAGGACGGCCGGUGGAGAGUGCACGUACAAGAUGUGCUAGGUGCGAGGAGGCGAGGAUGGGAUGCUGAGUCCAGAAUAACAAGAAAAAAAAAUCUAUUCCUUAUUCCCUUUUUAUGAUGCAUUGGGGAUUUGAGCUUGUGCCAAGAGUAGAUGCUUUGAUUUCAUGUUUCUUGACCUUGACAAAUGACAACCUUUGAUGACAUGACCCGAAUGAGACCUGCAAUUUGAAAGGUGA
Messenger RNA from Pyricularia oryzae 70-15, 1630 nucleotides. RefSeq names its product HNRNP arginine N-methyltransferase. The record is from RefSeq and is a predicted model, not a curated record. The transcript is spliced from 3 exons. NCBI's taxonomy places the organism in Eukaryota, Fungi, Ascomycota, Sordariomycetes, Magnaporthales, Pyriculariaceae. Gene Ontology annotation, biological process: peptidyl-arginine methylation. Gene Ontology annotation, molecular function: protein-arginine N-methyltransferase activity. Bases 398 to 1435 code for a protein of 345 amino acids. Gene Ontology annotation, cellular component: nucleus.